Miscanthus lutarioriparius is the source of this 444-nucleotide messenger RNA. The record is from the annotation of a GenBank genome assembly. Lineage: Eukaryota; Viridiplantae; Streptophyta; Magnoliopsida; Poales; Poaceae.
AUGGAGCGCCGCGCCACCGCAUCGGAGAGGAAGUGCUCGACCGGAUUGUUGUCUCUACAGCUACUCCUCGCUGCCGGCCGCGCCAGGUGUCCAGCCGCCCAGGCCGGCGGCCGCCCGCUUCCCAGGCUCCCACCCGCGGACCCGCCGCCACUCGUCGCCUCGAGCUCGAGGGCUAGGGUUAACCGCAGCCACUUGCCAGUCUUCUCUGUCGAGGAAUCACCGAAUCGAGCAAACAGAUUGCUCUGCUACUCCAUCGCUCAGGACUCGAGAGGGUCAAAGGGACUCGGCCACUCGGGAGAUGAGGGUCGUGUCCGCGGGGGCUGGCAGCUUGCGCGAGGACGUCGGCGGACCUCCGUGGCCUAUCCCUCGAGCGCGAGGACGCCGGGAGAGGAAGGGAGCGGAAGCGGAACUGCGGACCAGAGCGGCGGCGGCUGGGGUGGAUGA